Molecule: messenger RNA, 5809 nt
Organism: Carlito syrichta (Philippine tarsier)
Lineage: Eukaryota; Metazoa; Chordata; Mammalia; Primates; Tarsiidae
Product: transcription factor Sp1-like
Exons: 3
Biological process (GO): regulation of transcription by RNA polymerase II
Molecular function (GO): DNA-binding transcription factor activity, RNA polymerase II-specific; RNA polymerase II cis-regulatory region sequence-specific DNA binding
Source: RefSeq, a predicted model, not a curated record
GUGAUCAUGGAGCUCAGCUUGGUCUCCAUGGGGCUGGUGGUGAUGGAAUACAUGAUGACACAGCAGGUGGAGAGGAGGGAGAGAACAGCCCAGAUCCCCAACCCCAAGCUGGUCGGAGGACCCGGCGGGAAGCAUGCACCUGCCCCUACUGUAAAGACAGUGAAGGAAGGGGUUCUGGGGAUCCUGGCAAAAAGAAACAGCACAUUUGCCACAUGCAAGGCUGUGGCAAAGUAUAUGGCAAGACCUCACACCUACGGGCACACUUGCGCUGGCAUACAGGCGAGAGGCCAUUCAUGUGUACCUGGUCAUACUGUGGGAAACGCUUCACACGUUCGGAUGAGCUACAGAGGCACAAACGCACACAUACAGGUGAGAAGAAAUUUGCCUGCCCUGAGUGUCCUAAACGCUUCAUGAGGAGUGACCAUCUGUCAAAACAUAUCAAGACCCACCAGAAUAAGAAGGGAAGCCCAGGUGUAGCGCUGAGUGUGGGCACUUUGCCCCUGGACAGUGGGGCAGGCUCAGAAGGCAGUGGCACUGCCACACCUUCAGCCCUUAUUACCACCAAUAUGGUAGCCAUGGAGGCCAUCUGUCCAGAGGGUAUUGCCCGUCUUGCCAACAGUGGCAUUAACGUCAUGCAGGUGGCGGAUCUGCAGUCCAUUAAUAUCAGUGGCAAUGGCUUCUGAGAUUAGGCACCCGGGGCCAGAGACAUAUGGGCCAUACCUGUCAACCCUGGGAUGCAAGGUAGCAUGGGUCCAAGAGACAUGUGGGAGAGCAAGCCAUGAGGCAUUAAAAUGCAUGGUGGUGGGAAGAAUUGAGGGAGGGAUAGAAGAGAAGAAAUGGGAUCCUGGCACCCACCUGUAUCAUCAGUGCCUUUUUGAAGGUGGGAAACAUUAGUGAAAGUUCUGUUGGUGCCACCCUUUGAUGAGCAUUUUUUUGACCCCAGUUUCUUCUUACACUUCUUGCCCCAGCCUCCCCUUCCUGUAUUUCUCUUCUCAGCUCUCCUAUGAUGGAUCCCCCCUUUCCUAAAGCCAUCAUGCCUUGAUAAAUAUAUAUGAUCAUUGAAAUACUUUUUAACAAAAACAGAUUCUAUAUUAUAUAUAUAUAGAUAUAUAUAUAAAGAUAUAUAGAGAUGCAUUCACAGGGGUUGGCUGGGAGGAGGAAGGAGACCAUUCUGUGACCAAAAUACCAUGGUCAUUUUUUUUUUAUUUUAUAUUGCCUUAUUUCCCUAUGGCUGAGCCUUGUUGUGACACAUCAAGCUUUUCUAUAGGUGUUAUCUUGGCUUCCACCAGAUUAAACAUUCAUAUGCUCUGCUUUUAGUUUAUAUAUAUAUACAUAAUGUUUUUCUUUUCUUAAUUUUAUCUUUUUAUUUGGGAUCAGCUUCAUGCACUCCUUUCCACACUCAACUCUGUCUCCCCUUCUCUCACCUGAUCACUUCAUGUUUUGUUUUUGUUAGUGAUCCCCAGAUGAGGCAUUUCUGUCGAUAAGACCUUAGUCCCAGCAGCAGAAUGGAAAAAUCUUCAAGCCAAGGCUGAUGCUUCAGGUAGCUGUGGAGGGAGUGUUCAAAAUACUACUGACGCAGGCACCUUCUUGGCGCUGGAGAGUCAUAGACAUCUUCCUUUAUUAGCUGCUCUAAGCAUCAAGAAUCAGAAGUCUUUUCGUGGAAUUGUACAAGAGACCCUUUGAAUGUUAUAAUUUGGGAUCUUUUUGUAUAAACUGUCAGAAAAGAGUCAAAUAAUAGUUAGGGGCUUUCACUAGGAAAAAAGAUGUGCUCAGAGAGGAAGGGACUCAUAUUUGUCGAAUUCAGGAGUUAGUGGAAUAUUUGGAUUUUGGUCCCGCUGUCUUCUAAGAUUGCUCUAAGAUUUGAUGUGUGGGCUUCUGAGUUUAUAUUCUGAAAGGAAAUACAAAAAUCCUUUUUUGAACAUCCCCGUAGUUUCUUUUCCAUUAUGUUGAUAAGGAGCAUCAGCCAAUGAAUCUGUUCCGGGUUUCCAUUCUGCAGAACUCCAGGGCAUGUACUAGUGGCAAGACAGUGGUUCUUAUGAUCUUUUCCCUCAGUUCUUCCUUGUAUGUACUUGGGUGGUUCCUAAGGGAAAAAGGAAGCACAUGAUCAUGGGAAUGAUAGCCCAGAACAAAAAGAAAUCUUGUCUUACCACUGUGGUUUAUAGGAGAGAUUGGGAUAAAUUAUCCUGUUUUCUCCAUGGUCUGAUUCCAGAAGAGACUGAUCCAAAAAUUAUAGCGGCAGGGAACUCAGUGUAUUUGGCACUGAGAUUUAAAUGCAACCAGAAUUGUCCUCAAGGCCCAGCCAUUAAAGCAUUGUCUCUCUUGACCUUCUGGUAUCUUGUUAGAGAGCUUUUCACUGUGAGGAAGUGUGAAAUGCCUGUGUGUAUGUGUGUAAUCUGUUAGGUUGGGGAUAGGUUUUCUGUUAGCCAAUAUUAAAAGAGACCUGCAAUAAAAAUUACCUGAUCUGAUAGAAAGCAAAUGUUUGUGUAUGACUGUGUGUGUGAAUGUGUGUUCAUGCCUGUAUAUAUCUACACACAGAUGAGAAAUUAUAUUUGAAAUUGUUGGAAAAUAAAUUCAGAUCAAAAUGCCUUUCAGGCCCAUUACCUAGAAGUCUAUCUUAAAACUAAGUAUAUUCCUGAGGUCACUUCUCUGCUUAUGCUAAAUUAGUUACAAUUAUGAAUGGGGGAUAUUCUGUACUUCUUAAAGAAGAAAAUGUUUUUGUGCUUGAAAGUGAAACCAACAUCCAGAUCUAUAACAGAGUCCUUAUUCUUUUCAUAAGUCUUUUUACUUGUCUGCAAAUAGAUAAUGCUGUGAUUCUACUAUAUAUUUUACAUAAAAUUCAUUCAAAUUAGGUUUUGGGUAAGUUUGUGUUGUUGAUUAACCUGAAAUAUAAUAACUGUUAAUAUUCUAAACAAUAGUUCACUCCAUUUGGUCCUUUCUUUACAAAUGCAAUUCUGUUUUUAACACUCAGGAACUAUUGCAAGGAACUUUUCCCAGGUCAAAUUCUGUUAAUGCUGAUGUAAAAAUCAUCCAUGCCCAGCCAUUAUCACAUCCUUUGUUCCCACUGAAAGGCAGAACUCAGAACUGGUUAUUAUAUGUCCAUAAUCAUGUACUUUGGCAUUUUUGGAAGAAAGGGGCAGAUAACUUACUGGAGUGUGUAGUAUUUUUAUUUUGCUAGAGCAUUUCAAGGAAUGGAAUCUUCUCCAGUAUAAAAUUAUUAGACGUAAGCUACCUUAAUGAUGCUGAGGACAAGCUUUUGGAAGGUGAUCUGAUGAUGUUUCUCUCUUGGUUGGGAAGCUGCUUGUUCACCUUCAGCCCCCUUUAUUAGUAUUACCAUGAGUGAAUUUAUAUCUAAUUCCUUCCACUUGCUCUAUUCCUUUCUCACCAAGGAACCUUCAGAUCCAGUAUCUUGUUUGGCCCCAAAACAGAAGCAGCUUCUGCUUUUUGUCUCUUAGCAGCAGUGAGCCACUCCGUCUUUUCCACAGGAAGUUAGGAGCCUACAUUCCUUGAGUCAGGAGCUCAUUACUGAAAAAAAAUCCCCUUUCGCUGAACUUUUGGCCAGCAGAAAUUAAUGUAAUAGAUACGCAUAUUGAUUCUGAAUUUUUUUCAUGAGUUUUUUAAGUGACCAAACUUUGUAGGGUAGGGGAUGUACAGAGGCGUGGUGAUAUUAAAAUACUCAUUCUUUUGUCCUUUCAGGCUGCCCGUUCACAUUUAUUUGCUUAUCAUUUGUGUCACUUUCUACCCAGAGCAGUAAUAACCCACACCAUCUUCCUUCAGGGACUUCCCAGCUGGCAUUCUGUGGGCGCUACAUAGAAUGCAAUUUAAUGAAUAUUUCUCAGCCUGGCUCAGAAUAAAUUAAACCUUAGAUCCCAGAAAGUAUAGACUGAAGUGUGGGGUAAAAAUUAUGAUUAGGGGAGGGUUGGAGACAAAAGCUGUAAAUUACUAUGGCUGAUUUAUUUCUACUAUAUACAUAUAUAUAUAUAUAUAUUUUUUGCUUUUGUAUAUCCUAUAUAGGAAACUAAGCAUUGUAUUUUUUUAACAAAUCUGAGAAAGCACUAUGAACUGCAGGUGUUUGACUUUCAGAAUAUAUUUUGUAUUGUUAAUAUCUUCACAUUGUGUGAAUACUGGAAGCUGCAGAUCUUUGCUAGGAGGCAAUAAAUUUAUAUACUUUUUGAGAGGUUCUUCUGGGGGCGCUAAUCCGGCCCCUGUUAUGCUUUGGGGGAGCCCUGGUGCUACUUGCUUAAAGUUUUCAUUAAAUUUUCAGUGCCCUGAUGCCUUUUAGACCUUGGGAUCAGAUCAGAAGAGUUUUGGGGAUCAGGUACCAAGAAAAUGAGGACAGUCUGGCUGCCCCAAGUGAGGGGCCUUUUGCAUAGCUCUCUUUCUCCCUCACCGAAGCUAGGUAGGCUCUUGGAGUUGGGAGGAAAAAAAAAAAUCUCGAGUUUUAACUCCCUUACAAGAGCUGCAGAAUAAGGAUGAAAGGUGGCAGCAGUAGCUUUGGGGGAAGGGAGGAGGAUAUGGCACUUGUCCAACCCCGGAAAACAUUGCUUUUGAAAACUGCUGGUAAAAUAUGGGCAGGUUGUUACUUUUGUUUGGGAGACUGUGCUCUCUCUAGUGUCUCUUUUGGCUCUACUCCAGGGUACAGACCUCUUCUAGGAGGAUGAGCAAACCAGCUUUGAGGUUGACCUGUUUCUUUUCUUUGUCUGCCUUCCCUAAACACCAGCCCCCAGGAAGAUGUUAGGCAGCCUUAAGCUUAAAUUCCUAUUCCUUCUUCGAGAUUUGGCUCACUUGCCUUAGAUUGAAGGCUGGGAAAGGAAAGAAGGGGAGAGCCCCUGGCUUCAUUACUCCCCUACAUCUCCACUCUGACUUCCCCAAACCCAUAAAGAUUUCCCCCGCAACGUUCAUUUGAAAGAGGAGUAUUUUGUCGCAUUUCCCCUUCCUCAUUAUCAAACAGCCCCAGUCUGGUUUGUCUCUGCUAAGGGAGUAGAGAGGUAUAUUGAUCUGUCCCUCAACUCCCCUAGUCCCAACUCAGUGUCAGAAAAAGGCAUAACAAAUGAAGUGAGACUGGAGCUGCAGGUAGUGAGGAUUUUGUUGAUACCUCUCCUGGGGUGUGUGUUUUUCUCCGCCUUCAGGAAUUACACUGUGCCUUCUUCACAGGGGAAUGGACUUUGUCUACACUGUCCUCCACUUUCCCAGCAACUGCUCUUGAACAUUGUGGAUAAGGGCAGGUCUUCAUAUUUCUGAUCAUCCCUUUGUCCCAGUGACAUCCCAUACCCUUACCUAGAGUCUAGGGCACAAAGACUUUGGAAAAAAUAUGCUGAGAUUGACUUUAGGAGACACCUUCUAUACACUAGUGGCAGCUGACCCAGGGCCUGCUUCCUCUUCCCAAGUCUGUCAUUCUCUGGGGAGGAAGGGUGGUGCUCCAAUCUCUGGUGCCUAAAAAUUUAUUUCUUUUUCUUAACACUGGCAAUAACCAGUCUCCAUACCACUGUUGCCUUUUUAAACCUCUUAAUCUCAUGCUGUGUUUGUUGUUGGUUCCAAUCCAGUAAUCACCAGGGCUGUGUGGGUAAAUACUUUUAAAUGCUCUCUCAUCUUGCUCUCUUUUCCCCCUCCACUCUUAUGUAUGUAUGAUGCUAAUCUCGUCUCUACGUUUCUUCUUGAUCCCUUUGUAUCUUCUUGUCUCUCCCCCCUACCUUUUGUCUCUGGGUGUUUUAUGGGGCUUUUUUUUUUUUUUUUGGCCUUUUGUACAAAGAUUAGUUUCAAUGUAGUCUGUAGCUCCUUUGUAAACCAAUUAAAAAAAGUUUUUUAAUAAAAA